GCAUGUGCAUUCACAUACUAACCAGCACACCCCUGAGCGUACUAUGUGUGUGUUGGGAGAGGGGCGAAAAAUUACAUGGUAUAAUAGAUUGCAUAAUGGCAAAUCAAACGAGCAAAAAUCUUAAACUUUGAUUAAGAAGUUAACGAUGUUUUGAAUGUUUUGCUUUUCGCCGUCUCUGCACCUUCUCGAGAGCCGAUACUCUCCGCGAAGCAUUCUCGCCCGAACACGUCCGUUGACGUGAGGCAAGUGACGCUUUGGCCAAAUGAGAAGAUGUAGACAACAUAGGCCUACAGCUAUUGAGGUCACUCGGACUGAUCGUGUCCAAUUUGGUAGGCCCAUAACAGUCAUACUGAAUUUCAGUCAUAAUUUAAUUGAACAGUGACAAUUUUAAUAUUCAGUCGAAUAGUUGAAAUAGUUAGUGAUGAGACGACGUCAUUGUGAGUGAAUCAAUGAAAUUGUAAGAGUAAAUGUAUUUUGGAUGCUGACUAUUUUGGCCGAUAUUUUGAGCAAUUACCAGGUACAUAGCAAUUCACAGUCACAACACAGCUUUGUCGGUGUGUCGUACUUAUCCCGUCGUUUACAACUUUAUGCUGCAUUCUGAUAAAUGCACAAAGACAGUUGACUUUGCUCUUCGCAAAGGUGACCCAGAUAUACUGAGGUCAUAGCUCAAAGGGCAACCAUGAAGAGAAAAGCAUCGCAGGCUCUGGGCUUUGAGCACCCAGCAAAGAUGAAGAAGGAGUCGUCUUCUGUGACGGGACUCAACUCUCUUGUGCGCAAGGAGACAACAGUGAGGCCGGCCUUAGAGCCAAUGAGGCUUCCUUCAUACAGGCAGAAGAAACCACCAGCCUGGCUCGCUUCAUAUGUCACAGGCAGCGCGUCCAAGACAAAGGAAGGCGGAGACAAAGAACCAGCACAACCAAACAAAAUGGCAACGAAGACAACGAUUAAUAAAAUAACUAAGGCUCCGGCAGCUAAAAUAACGAAAACAGCAGUAAAUGUAACAACCAAGCCCUCUGAGGAUAAAAAAUUAACUAUGCCUCGCUUCCCCACUCUUAUUCCACCAAGUAAAAUGAAGGCUGCCAAGAACGCUCAGAAUGCAGACUCCAAAACCCCGGCAGCUUCAGCUUCGGAGGAACCCGCAUCCCUCAGACGACAGUCUACUCUGAAAAUAGAGAGCCCACCACCGCAGCCAGCCAAGGCGAAGAGUGUGAAGAAAAUUAUAGCUCCUUCACCUUCGUUGACAAAGAAAGCAACAGAAAUUCUGAGCUCCUCAGACCUUGACUCUGACGAUGGCAGUAAACCUGCACUGAAAACCAAGAAAAGUUCUGUUAAGCAAAAUCAAGUUUCAUCUAAAACUUCAUCCUUAAAAGCUUCAUCCUCAAAAACUUCCAAGACAUUAUCGUUAUCAUCAUCGUCAUCAUCAUCAUCACAAAAAGCAGCUUUGCCAAAGUCAUCUUCCAAGUCCAAGCGCAAUAGUAAAGCAGUUUCCAGUAUUCGUAUGUAUGGGGUCGACGCGGUAGACUCAAGUAGCUCCAGCAUGCUGGAGAUUUGUGACACUCUUAAUGGUGGACCCACCACGUCAGACUCUGGAGUAUCCAAAAAUGUGCCUUCUUUAUCUGCCGGCGCUGGUGCGGAAGAACCGCCGAACAUGCUGGAGGUAGUGAUCUGUAUCAGUACCUCUGGGGCUCUGAGGGAACACCUCUCCGUCCUCCAGGACCACGUUCGGGAGACGGUGUGGCGUCUGCAGUCACUCAUCCCAAACCUGCGCAUCGGCGUGAUGGCUCACACACAGGGCGGUAUCCAUGACGACAAGCCAGAGGGCGGCCGGAGCCCGAGCGACCACAACUACAUCCGCACGGGGGGUCACAGCGGCACAAAGUGGCUGGACCUGGGCGCUACCCUCUCGCAGAUCUGUGCUUUUGUUGACAGCUUAGAGCCGGAGGCGACCAUCUACCCGGACUACGUCCAGGACAAUCUGGAGAUGGCGCUGUGGAAGCUGCAGCGCUGCAUGAGCUGGUCGUCAUGCAGCUACCGCACGGUCAUCAUGGUGGGCCGCGGCCGCCCCAACCGGACCAGCUUCUACCUGCAGCGGGAACACUGGCGGGGCUGGAUCCGCUCGGCGCUCGAGCUCACCCCACGGCAGGAGAUUCCGGUCAUCGACUGGGAGCUGGAGGCGAAGAUGUUGGCUCAGAUGGGCAUCCAUGUGUUCACAAUCCAGGCCGUCUCCCCAAAGACAUCAACGACGACGACAACGGACGAGGAUGAUGACGAGGGCACGACGUUCUUCCGCCGUGUGGCCCAGCUGACCGGGGCCCAGCACAUUGCCAUAACAGACGCCUCGGCGCUCAUGGACAUUGUCGUGGGCAUCUGUUGCUCGUGCCAGGGACCAGAUCUGCUGCAGGAUCACAGAGACCAGGUGCGGGACGAGAACGACGGUGUGCUGCCCCUCCAGCUCAAGGACGUGUUUGUCUCCCUGCAGCUGCACAGCAAGCGCUGGUCUCUCUCCGCCCUGCCUGCCGGGGGCCUGAGCAAGCUCAAGCUUUUGCCGACCAUAAAGGAGAAACUCAAGGCCAAUGGGGGAGAGGGGAUGGCGGCGGGGGACAGCUCCGAGGGUGAGAUGGAGGAGAACGAUGUUAAGCCAGGGGGGUUUACUCAGAUCAAGGCGGAGGUGAACGGUUCGAAGAAGACUGCUAAACCGAAGAAUAGUAAAAACGCCACUGCCGCCAUUUCAAAGAAAAACCUUGCUGCGAACGGAGAAAAGAAAGAAAGGAUAAGAAAUACAAAGAUAAAGCAAAAAGCGUCCUCUGAGAAACCGGCUGGAGUCAGAAAAGGUGGAGUGCAAAAAGCUACCACGAAAACCUCUGUGAAAAGCAAGGCCAUCAUUAAGAAAGCCGUGGUUGACUCAGUUAAGAAGGGGCGAGGUCGACCCCCAAUUAAUGGGAAGACCCCGACUGGGAAAGGCCGCCCAGCGAAUGUCGUAGCAUCAGGGAAACGAGGAAAACAGCAAGAAACUAGUUCACAGAAGGUGAAGAUUGGGAAAACGAAAGCUGUGGUAUCAUCGUCAGUCUCUGCGAAGUUGAAGGCUGUUUCACAAACUCCGAAGCAGAAGCCUAAGUCCGCUGCGAGUAAGAAGGUGGUUAAAAAGGUGGUCGGUGCUGUCGCAAAGAAAAACCAACCAAGUCCAGCGGUGGGGAAUUCCAAGAAAGGUAAUUCAGCCACUGACAAAAGUUCCAAAAAGUCUGAAGACAAAGCUGAAAGAAAACCAGUAAAAACCCCAGCUAAAUCAAAACCUGCGAAAACUUCGGUGAACUCUAAACCUGCUAAAACUCCAGUUAAAUCAACACCAGCCAAGACCGCGGUCAAAUCUAAGCCAGUUACUCAGAGCGGGAACGUCAAAACGAAAUCGUUGACCAAGAGUCAAGCCGGCAAAAGGAAUCUCAAAGUGAAGGAAAAGCUGGUCAAGCUGGCCAGUAAGACGAUGACCAGGCGCAAACUUGACCCGAAGAAGAAAUAGAGCCCUUGGUUGUUUAGUAGCCUUGUGUUGCCCUAGUGUUGGUGGUGAAUGCACCGGCCUCCUAAAUGAUCUAAACUGUGUCGUUGGCGGUGUGGAACAUUUACAAUUACAAUAUAUUGGUGACCAUGCCAACUGUUUAUGUCAAUGGUGAGCAGAGGUGAUGAUUGUGUCAUUGGUGAUUGUACUUGAUGAUUGAGUUAGUGGUGAUGAGUGUGUCUUAGAUGAAGGUACCCGUCUGUGGUGAUGCUUGUGUCGUUGGUGAUGGUACUUGAUGAUUGUGUCUGUGGUGAUUGUACUUGGUAAUAUGUUUGUGGUGAUGGUACCUGAUGAUUGUGUGAGAAGUGAUGGUUGUGUCUUAGGUGACGGUACUUGUUGAUUGUGUCUGUGGUGAUGAUUGUGUCAGUAGUGAGGGUUGUGUCGUUGGUGGCGGUACCCGAUGAUUGUGUCUUUGAUGAGCCUGCCUGAUGAUUGUGUCUGUGGUUACAAACAAACAAGCAAAAUCGACUCGGUCAGUUCAUGAAUGGAUGAAAUAUAACAGCCUCAACAUGCUGGGUUUAGAAAAGUCCACUUAUCUUUUUGAGAUUUAGAAAUAUUUACCUGUAGAGAUUUAGAAAUGUUUACAUGUUGGUAUUUAAAAAUGUUUAUAGAUGUGAUUUAAUUUGUAUGCCUUUUCAUAAAGAUUUUUAAUGUUCUUUGUCAAAGAAACUUUUUUGUUUUAUUCUUUGUUUAAGCAGCUACGUGAAAGGUUUAGAUGUAAAUAUAUUUUUUGUGAAUUUUGUCUGAAGAUCACAAUUGAAAAACGGUCAAAAUCUCACUUUAAGGUUAGGGAAUUAGAAAAAUGAAUUAAGAUUUUAAAGUUCCAAGCAUGUGCUGCUUUAGUCAUUUUUCUAUUGUACCCUCUUUUAUUAAGGGACUCUGACUCAGAACUGAGCUAGUUAUUUGAUUUGACAGGGUUUUUUUUUAAGGUAAACUACAUUGGAAUCCACUUAAAACAGUCCAUGUUAUAUCUGAUAAGUGGUAAAUUGAAAAGAAAAACAAAUCCUCUAGAUUUUUUUCCCGCAGUUUGAAUGAUCUGGUUCAACAGAAAGCACGGCCGAGCUGAAAAAAAAUCUGGUUGUCUCGCAGACUUCGGUUUAAGAGGACUCCUGUCUUGGAGUAGCCCAUGCACUCAUCAAGGCAAUAAUCUUGAUUUUGAGACUUUGAUUGUUUUUCCAUUGGGGUUUUUAACUUACUGCCAGUCUUAUUUUUUUCUGGGCUUUGAGUGGGAUGGUAAUCAUAUCCAGUAUCGGCGAAUCAUCAUAGGCUAUCCAACCUAUUAAAAGGUGAUGAGGACUUGUACAGUAUUUAUCUCCUCCCUGGUUACCUGUUUUGGUUUUUUUAGCUUGAUGUUUGGAUUUGUUUUAGAAAAAGUUUUAAUUUAGAGUGACAAGAAGUAUAUUGUGUGCUACCAUGAAUUAGUGCAGGGAAAUCCCACAGCAUUCGGCAUUCGAAUGGCUUUGCUGCACUUUGAAUAGCUAUGAAUAACGGAACUGGGGACCAGAUAAAAUGUUUCGGAUGAAAGCCUGCUUCCGGUAUAAUCUGAAUUGUGUCAAGGGGUGCAUAAAACAUUUUACAAUAAUUAUAAUUAUUACUUAUUACAAUACAAGCCUUGCUCAGCUUUGCCAGUGUUCAGGGACAUAUAAUUUUCUUAUGUCUCGGAGAUUUCCUCAAUUGCCAUUCAGUGAAAUGUGUGCCUGCCCAAGUUUUGUAUGAUUUUUUUUUCAUUUAUUGUUUUUAGCUAAUCAUUUUCCCUCAUGGAAAGCUACCAUGCAUGAUUCUGGUUUUAUCUGUUUCAGUGUAUAAAGUUUAUUUGUAUGUCUGGUAUGUUGAUGUUAUGUUAGUUGUUUUGUUUGGGGUUUUUUGCUUGAUUGUACUUGAUUUGUUUUAGGAGUAGAAAAAUGUUAUGCCAUGUACAUUUUUAUUUUAAAAAUAUUUUUAAAGCAUUUGCUACCCCAAAAUGUACUUUUCGGUAUGAAUAUAUAUAUAUUUAAGAGUGCUGGUGUAAUAUUUUCUUAGAUAAAACAAACAUCUUCCCUGUGCGCGUCUCAAUGCUCAUGCUCCAGAGGUCUUUGGCUUUGCAUUUGGCGCCGAUCAUUGAUUGAUUGGACAUGUUUUGCUUCCCCCAACAAUACAAUGGAGAUAAUUUAAUCAACUCAUUCAGUGCUACAGACGAGAAUACUCGUGAAACCUGGGCCCCGCCCACAUACUAGCAACGAGUAUCCACGCAUUCUGCCUCGCUAUCUUUAUAGAAAGAAUUACUCGGGUAAUCCAUACCAAGUUAUUUGAACUAAUCAUUAUGAGAGUGGUUAAGGAGACAUUUUCUGCUCGAACAGUCAUUGAGCCCACUAGUUUUGAUUGAUUUUCCUGGGUGGACCUAAUUUCAUGUUGCCAUAAAUAAUAAAAUGGCCCAGUAUGUGAGGGGAGUUCACUGCUGGAGCGCUCAGCACUGAAUGAGUUGAAGAGGCAGGCUGCUUCUACUCUGCCUAUUGGGGCCACGUCUGGCUGGGUUGGAUACAUCGUUCCAACAGACAGAGGACGGUACUCGGUAGAUUAUCUUCCUUACUUUGGAAUGGGAUUCACGUCUUCUCUGUGUGCAACAUUGAGGAGCCUGGCCAUUUUACCAAAGAUGCUGGUGAUAGAGUGUGGAUAUUGUGAGGCUUGAAUGGGGUGCGA
This is a messenger RNA of Aplysia californica (California sea hare), 6226 nucleotides long. Its product is annotated as nucleolar protein dao-5. The coding region runs from base 680 to 3514 and encodes 944 amino acids. NCBI's taxonomy places the organism in Eukaryota, Metazoa, Mollusca, Gastropoda, Aplysiida, Aplysiidae. The transcript has 5 exons. The record is from RefSeq and is a predicted model, not a curated record.